Messenger RNA from Paraglomus occultum, 159 nucleotides. NCBI's taxonomy places the organism in Eukaryota, Fungi, Glomeromycota, Glomeromycetes, Paraglomerales, Paraglomeraceae. The record is from the annotation of a GenBank genome assembly.
AUGUUUGUUGAAAACUUUGAGGAUGACUUGCCCGUACGAUCGACUCGAUCAAGGGAGUCGAAAGCAGCAGCAUUGGCAAAUCUACAUCGGGAGAUUGACGCAAUGCUGGAUUCAAGUUCGUCGGGUGAAUAUUCAGAAAGUGAAGAGAGGGAAGAGUAA